Cyclospora cayetanensis is the source of this 783-nucleotide messenger RNA. Its product is annotated as SF-assemblin. The coding region runs from base 1 to 783 and encodes 260 amino acids. NCBI's taxonomy places the organism in Eukaryota, Apicomplexa, Conoidasida, Eucoccidiorida, Eimeriidae. The transcript is spliced from 7 exons. Gene Ontology annotation, molecular function: structural constituent of cytoskeleton. The record is from RefSeq and is a predicted model, not a curated record.
AUGCACAUAAGCAACACGGGAUCAUCUUCCGAUAGAGCCUUGAUCGACAUAGUUCGAAAACUUGUAUGCAACACCAAGAGUUGCAGAUCUCCAGAAACUUACUCUGAGAAGCUGCGGCUACAAUUGGCAAGCCUGGCGCAACGGUUUGCGGGGUUCAAGUCAUCGAUAGCCGAGGACACAAGAAGGAGGCGUCUGCUUGAAGAGGAAAGAUAUAAGCAACUACAUCAUGCCCUGCAAGCGAUUGAGGACGGAAUAGCAGUAGAAAUGAGGAAAAGAGGAGAAGCCAGGAAGGGCGCUCUUGAUCAUCUUAUAACGCGCUGCGAGGAACUGGAACAGGGGGUCAAUUGCCUCAAAGGAGAGCACGCAUCAAAACUUUUAAGGCAAUCUGCUGAGCUAAUGGCGCGCUGUAGAGCAACUCGGGCAGCGUUUGAGGCAGAGGUACUCUCCAGGAAUGAAAGGGAAGACGCAGCAGGAAAUAAGCUGGAGGAGCUUUUAAAGAGCUUAGACUCGAAAGUUGAGAGUGAAAUAGCAGCACGCCACCAGCAAGUUGCAGCUGUCAGAAGGGACGUCGGCUUGUUACUCAGAGGAGACCAGCCUAGAGAACAAUUCCACACAUUCGUGAAAGAAGAGUUAGGGGAAUUGCGUGAGGGCCUGACAGCUGCAAUGCGUGCCAGGGAGGAAGCGGAUGACGAAAUACUACAAGCAAUAAACGAGUAUACAACCGCUCUACAACGGGGGCUCCAAAACGUUAGUGGCUUACAUACCAUCAGUUCUGUUUUGUAG